CUAUACUAGUAAACUUACAUUGUGCUUAUGGCAUGAAUAUAUCCCUUAUGCUUAUCCAGAGUUUUCAAUAACUUCCUCGUCUCCAAAUCAAAAACAUAAAUAUUAUUAUCUCCACAUCCAGCAUACAACUGACCAUUCUCCUCAUUCAAAAUCAUGCAAUUGACAUCUGUUUUAUUGAAACCAUCUUUAUUUUCCGGCAAUUCUAUCGUCCAUGCCUGCGUAAACUUAUUUGCCUUCAAAUUCCUCCAUGUGUACCCAAUAACCUCACCUACGCACCCGACAAUCAAAUGAGUUUGUGUUGAGAGCAAACUGUUUAUUUGCAGGUCUUCUUUUACAGUGUGGCAAAAUUUCGGAGUUAACUCUUCUUUGCUUAAAUUGUUUUCACUGUUUAAAAUCUUCUUCAACCUUAAAAAUAAAUAAUAUAACCUCUUUUUACAUUACAUUUUGUUACUCACAAAAAAAUGUGUAUUGCGCCGAAAAUAUCGCCCACAACCAGCAAAUUUCCGCACGGGCUGAAAGCUUGGCUCAAAACUGUGUUGUAAAAGUUUUUAUUCAAAGAGUUUACCAUUUUUUCGCACAAUUUAUGAAUUUUGCCAAAAAAUAGGGUUAGAAUAAACAUGCAUGAAUUUAGCAACGCAUUGUUGGUGCUUCUGUAUUUGUUGUAAAUGUCACUGAAUGUGGCAACGUCGCAGCAAUGUCUUUGUUCAAGUGGCGUUAUUUAAGUGAUUCGCGUUGUGAAAUUGGGAACUUAAACGAUUAAUUGCACGCGUGGAACAAAUAUAGUACAUUUAAACUACGAUUAGCGACGUUGUCGUAUUACCAUAAUAAAUGGUUGUCAUUUGGGAAUUUUGUUAGGUUAGCUUUUGUGCGAUUUUAAACGUUUUAAUUCAUAUAUGUAUAAAGAUGGAAGAACCGAAGAAAAUAUCCUUUGGAUUUAGUAAAUUAACAAAGAAACUAUCGGUGUUUUCAAAACCUCCAGUUUUGAAUAAAAAAGUUGAGCUUAUAGACUGCUUGGAAGGGCAAUCUAUAAAAAUUAAAGAUGCUGUGGAGGAGGUUUAUCAACCGUUGGUUAUUCCUAUAAAAGACAAUAAAAAAAAUUUACUCGAUAGAAUAAAAGAUGCCAGAGAAAAACAAAAUGAACUUACGAGAAAGGACAAAAAUAAGGAAGUAAUUGAUAACAGGCCAGACUCAGAGUUAACUAUAGAAGAAUUGGCUGCUAGAGAACUAAUUAAAGAGGCAAAAAAUAGACUGGAACAAUCAGUACACACCACAACUAAAAUUCUGGUAUUGCCAGCUGUCGAGGAAAAACCCUCUUUUGAUGGCGAAAAGGAAGCAACGCUAGAGGAUUACGAAAAUAUUCCUAUAAAUGAUUUUGGAUUGGCAAUGCUGAGAGGCAUGGGCUGGUCUGAGAGUUCAGGGAUUGGCAAAAACCCCACAAAGAAUGCUUUGCUAAGUGCCCCUGAAUUACGUCCUAAAGGGCUAGGACUGGGAGCCAGCAAGCAAGUUUUAUCAGAAAAACCCAAGGGUGCAGUCGAUAAAGAAGGCAAAGAGUUGAUUAUUAAAAAAGGGGCUUAUGCUAAAAUCAUAGCAGGCGCAAACAAAGGCAAUUACUGUGAAGUACAAGGUCUUCACGAUGAAGCCGGUCGUGUUAUUGUAAAAACUUCUUUGAAAAAGGAAAUUUUAAAUGUAAAUGAGUUUCUUAUUGUAGCUGUAACCAGUGAGGAGUACGCAAAGGGAUCAAAAGUUAUCAAUAAUGCCAAGUAUGAAGAGUACAAGGAAAAAAUGGAAGAACAAAAAAACAAAAAGGAUGAAUAUUCAGAAAAAAAAGUAAAAGAGCACAAAAACAGUAAAACCAUGGUAAAAAAAGAAAAUCAACAAGACAAAGUUUACGAAAUUAGUUCUGAUGAAGAUGAAGACUACAGCUCUAAAUCAAAAGCAAGUUCUUCAAAAAGACAAGGCAGUUCUACAAGAAAAGACAAGUAUAGCAAAUCCAGUUCACACAGAAGAAGCAGAAGUUUAAGCAUGGAAAAAUCAAAGUCUUCAAAAAAAACUGAAGAUAGAGGAAGAAGAAGAGAACAGAGAAGCGUUUCGGAAGAUGAAAGAAAGGAAAAAGGAAGAUCGCGUAGAAGUAGGUCGAGAUCUCGCGAUAGAAAACAGAAAAAAUCAAAGCACAAGAAGAAGUCACACAGAUCUUCAUCUUCUUCCGAUUCUGAGGAUUAUGAUAAAAAGAAAAAGAAGAAAAGCAAACACAAGUCAAAAUCAAAGUACAGAGAUGAGAGUUCUGGUUCUGAUAGGAGUCAUCAUAGAAAGGAUAGAAAAGGAAAAAGAUAGUUUACCUAGGUAUUUAAUUAAAAAAAUAUUAUUUUUUAACGAAUUUAUUUAUUAAGUCAGCUAUAAACAUUAAAUUUCCCAUUUGAAACUCUUAUUUUAUUUCUGAAAAUUAUUUUUCAGUUAUUACCCUGUAAUUUUUCAUUAUUAUAUUAUUAUGAAUAAAAAUAACAAAAGGUAAAUAAAACCGACCGACAUGAGACAGGAUUGACAUCAAGUAGGUAGGAGAAACUCGCACAGUAGGAUAAAUUAAAAAAAUAGCAGGACAAAUUCGCACAGUAGUAAUUUCGCAAAUUAAAAAUUAAAAAAUGUUUGAUAAUUUUUAGUUUUAAUAAUUUCCACUCACUAAUAUUAAUUUUUUAUUGCAUUUUUUAAAAUUAAAUUUGUAUUUACCAACUGAAACAUUUACAUAUAGGUAUGUAAUAUUUAUAAAUAGUUAAAUGAAUAAAAAAACAAAACAUUUGUUGACCACAUACCUUAAAAAUCUGUAUAAAUAGAAGGAUGAAAAAGAGACAUCAAAAUAUAAAUAACAUGUUUACAUUUGGAAAGUAUGCACUAUAUACAGGGUGGUUGAGAAUUAUAACAGUAGGAAAAAUAUCUUCGCCUAACUUUUCGUUUUGCGUUAAAAUUUACCUCGAAUUUACUAACCAAAUAUUGUUUUACUCUUUUGCAAAAAUGUGCUUUUGACAAAAACAUUUUGAGGAAAUCUCAUCCAUUUUGUAAAUUAAACCCAAAAUAUAAAAAACAUGGACCAAGGUAAAAUAUACAAGGUGAUUCAUUUAAGGUUUAUAGAAAAGUAAAUAAAUUAAGUCAUUUUUGUUUCACUUUGGCAUUUCUGUAUACAAUAAUACAUCCGUAACGGAUGAUCUGUUACUAUGGAGAAGGUAAAUAAAUGGAGUGAAAUUGUCCAAGAUAAUUUUCAAACCGAAACUUUACUUUGUUGCCUUUUCAAUUCAAUAAUUAAAAUAAACGACAUAAAAUGUUAAAUAAUGUUUUUUUUUACAUAAAAUACAUUAUAAUUUAAGUUUUAGUAUUUAUAAUCGCUAGGUUAAAUAUUAUCUAUUUGACGUAUUUCCAAUAAACAGUGUUAAUCCGAAUGAAGAAAUAAAUUUCAUACAGCCCCUGUAAAUAUAAAUUUUAUCUAUUAGAUACAAUAAAUACAAAUUUUAGUAAUGAUUAACGUGAAAAGUGUAAACAUUUCAAUUCAGUAAUAAUCGUCAAACAAAUAAGUCGUCUAAAUUUAAACCACAUUUAGCUUUAUUAAAAGCGUUGAUUAAGAAUUCUUUAAAGUCUCCACUUAACGGCAAAAUACCAUUAUAUUAUGUAUUA
Messenger RNA from Brassicogethes aeneus, 3657 nucleotides. Lineage: Eukaryota; Metazoa; Arthropoda; Insecta; Coleoptera; Nitidulidae. The record is from the annotation of a GenBank genome assembly.